Molecule: messenger RNA, 312 nt
Organism: Dracunculus medinensis (Guinea worm)
Lineage: Eukaryota; Metazoa; Nematoda; Chromadorea; Rhabditida; Dracunculidae
Source: the annotation of a GenBank genome assembly
GAGACUCCACAUGUUGUUGUUAACGCGAGCAUGACACUUGCUGCUCUCCCUCAUUCCUUCCCUUCCGCGCUUCCGCUCUGCUUGGUUGUUUCCUAUAUAAAUAAAUGUUAUAGAGUUGAUGAUAUUUAUGAUAGUCGAUCCUAUAAAAAUUCGCGUCGACCUCAGAAAUGGCGAAUCGAAUUCUUCAGUUUGAUUAAAGAACGUAUUCAGCAGCGUAUCGAGAUGCUUCAUAUCGAAAAUAAAGAUGAUAAUAAAAAUUGGAUAUCUCGAAAUUUGUCGAAUGUUUAUCGUAGAAGAUUUAUAUGUGGCUAA